Messenger RNA from Penicillium bovifimosum, 558 nucleotides. RefSeq names its product Rab family GTPase YPT1. The transcript is spliced from 4 exons. NCBI's taxonomy places the organism in Eukaryota, Fungi, Ascomycota, Eurotiomycetes, Eurotiales, Aspergillaceae. Bases 1 to 558 code for a protein of 185 amino acids. Gene Ontology annotation, molecular function: GTP binding; GTPase activity. The record is from RefSeq and is a predicted model, not a curated record.
AUGAAUCCCGAAUACGACUACCUUUUCAAGCUACUCCUCAUCGGUGACUCCGGUGUUGGAAAGUCUUGCUUGCUGCUUCGUUUCGCCGACGAUACCUACACCGAAAGCUACAUUUCGACGAUUGGUGUUGACUUUUGGGACACCGCCGGCCAGGAGCGCUUCCGUACUAUCACAUCUUCUUAUUACCGCGGUGCUCAUGGAAUUUGCGUGGUCUACGAUGUCACCGACAUGGAUUCCUUCAACAACGUGAAGCAGUGGCUUCAGGAGAUCGACCGGUAUGCCACUGAGGGUGUUAACAAGCUGCUUGUGGGUAACAAGAGCGAUAUGGAGGACAAGAAGGUUGUGGAGUACACCGUUGCCAAGGAGUUCGCCGACAGCCUCGGAAUCCCUUUCCUCGAGACAUCGGCCAAGAAUGCGUCGAAUGUUGAACAGGCGUUCUUGACAAUGGCACGCCAGAUCAAGGAACGGAUGGGAACGGCCACGGUCAACAACAAGCCGACUGUGCAGGUCGGUCAGGGCCAGGGCGUCCAGUCUGGAUCGUCAGGGAGCUGCUGCUAA